This is a messenger RNA of Dioscorea cayenensis subsp. rotundata (Guinea yam), 534 nucleotides long. Its product is annotated as cell wall / vacuolar inhibitor of fructosidase 2-like. The record is from RefSeq and is a predicted model, not a curated record. Lineage: Eukaryota; Viridiplantae; Streptophyta; Magnoliopsida; Dioscoreales; Dioscoreaceae. Bases 1 to 534 code for a protein of 177 amino acids. Gene Ontology annotation, molecular function: enzyme inhibitor activity. The transcript has a single exon.
AUGAAGGUUGAUUAUUCCAUCUUUGCUACUCUCCUUAUCCUCCUCCUCACCUUCGCCGGCGCCGGAGCAACACUGGAAGAGACAUGCGACAAAGUAACAUCACCAUCAUCAGCAACAAACCUGACAUAUGAUUUCUGCCUAACAAGUCUUCAACCAAUUCAAGGAAGCAGGGAAGUAGACAUCAAAGGGCUUGCAGGCAUAACCAUAAACCUCUCAAUCUACAACUUCACAUACACAAGGAACAAGCUUGGUGAUCUUAAAUCUAAAGAGACAAAGCAACCAGCCAUUGAUGCACUGCAGAAAUGCAUAGAUAGGUUCAAUGAGGGUGAUGCUUACUUGAAAAUGGCACAAACGUCUCUAGGAACACUACGCUUUUCAGAUGCUUUGUCUUCAGUUAGAAGCGCAGCAGGGAGUUCGGUGGUUUGUGACAAUGCUUUCUAUCAACGUGGGAUUCAGUCACCUGUGUCUUUUGAUACUCAGAAUGGCUACUUAUUGUGUAACUUGGCUGCUUAUCUUAUACAACUCGUUGCUUAA